CGACCCUCCCCCUGCCGGGCCCGCCCUCCCCGCCGCGGCGCUGGAGGAGGGCGGGGCGGGGCGGGGCCCUGGGGUCAGUCUGAGCCUCCGGCACCGGCCGCGCAGCUGGAGGCGGCGGAGCGGAAGCCUUGACUUCAUCUCAGCUCCAGAGCCCGCCCUCUCUUCCUGCAGCCUGGGAACUUCAGCCGGCUGGAGGCAUCUGGGGACCGAAGGAGAUAAUUCCUGCCAAAAUGCCCGACAGAGUGCCUGGCACCUAGGGGCUCUAUAACUAUUCUUCCUUUACCCACCUACCACCUGGUAGCUGGUUCUGCUACUCUGGUCCCAGAGAGGGACUCCUCAUUUGUGACUGGACAGCCCCACCAUGGCUGCAAUCCGAAAGAAGCUGGUGAUCGUUGGGGAUGGUGCCUGUGGGAAGACCUGCCUCCUCAUCGUCUUCAGCAAGGAUCAGUUUCCGGAGGUCUACGUCCCUACUGUCUUUGAGAACUAUAUUGCGGACAUUGAGGUGGACGGCAAGCAGGUGGAGCUGGCUCUGUGGGACACAGCAGGGCAGGAAGACUAUGAUCGACUGCGGCCUCUCUCCUACCCGGACACUGAUGUCAUCCUCAUGUGCUUCUCCAUCGACAGCCCUGACAGCCUGGAAAACAUUCCUGAGAAGUGGACCCCAGAGGUGAAGCACUUCUGCCCCAACGUGCCCAUCAUCCUGGUGGGGAAUAAGAAGGACCUGAGGCAAGACGAGCACACCAGGAGAGAGCUGGCCAAGAUGAAGCAGGAGCCCGUUCGGUCUGAGGAAGGCCGGGACAUGGCGAACCGGAUCAGUGCCUUUGGCUACCUUGAGUGCUCAGCCAAGACCAAGGAGGGAGUGCGGGAGGUGUUUGAGAUGGCCACUCGGGCUGGCCUCCAGGUCCGCAAGAACAAGCGUCGGAGGGGCUGUCCCAUUCUCUGAGAUCCCCAAGGCCUUUCCUACAUGCCCCCUCCCUUCACAGGGGUACAGAAAUUAUCCCCCUACAACCCCAGCCUCCUGAGGGCUCCAUGCUGAAGGCUCCCCUUUUCAGUUCCCUCCUGCCCAGGACUGCAUUGUUUCCUAGCCCCGAGGUGGUGGCACGGGCCCUCCCUCCCAGUGCUCUGGGAGCCAGGCCUAUGCCCUGCCCUUCCUCAGGGCCCCUGGGGAUCUUGCCCCCUUUGACCUUCCCCAAAGGAUGGUCACACACCAGCACUUUAUACACUUCUGGCUCACAGGAAAGUGUCUGUGGUAGGGGACCCAGAGUCCCAGGCCCCUGGAGUUGUUUUCAGCAGGGGCCUUGUCUCUCACUGCAUUUGGUCAGGGGGGCAUGAAUAAAGGCUACAGGCUCCAA
Molecule: messenger RNA, 1352 nt
Organism: Gorilla gorilla gorilla (western lowland gorilla)
Lineage: Eukaryota; Metazoa; Chordata; Mammalia; Primates; Hominidae
Gene: RHOC
Product: ras homolog family member C
Exons: 7
Coding region: 362-943 (193 amino acids)
Biological process (GO): small GTPase-mediated signal transduction
Molecular function (GO): GTP binding; GTPase activity
Source: RefSeq, a predicted model, not a curated record